Molecule: messenger RNA, 3139 nt
Organism: Girardinichthys multiradiatus
Lineage: Eukaryota; Metazoa; Chordata; Actinopteri; Cyprinodontiformes; Goodeidae
Gene: st8sia5
Product: ST8 alpha-N-acetyl-neuraminide alpha-2,8-sialyltransferase 5
Exons: 9
Coding region: 668-2011 (447 amino acids)
Biological process (GO): N-glycan processing; oligosaccharide metabolic process
Molecular function (GO): alpha-N-acetylneuraminate alpha-2,8-sialyltransferase activity
Source: RefSeq, a predicted model, not a curated record
GAAGAUGUUGUGAGUGCGCCGGUACAUCCUUGAAAAACAGUCCAUGACCUUGGGCUUUGGCUGAGUAAGGAGUAUGUGAGAGGAGCGCGGCGCGCCCCCGUCAGCCUGGCUGAGAAAAGGCGCAUCCUCCUGUUUUAUUGCAGUCACGUUUUCUUGCACUGAUUUGAGAUGAGGCAUAAAGGGAUGUGUAUUUAUCCCGUCAAUAUUAUAUUAGCAGCCUAAAAUAGCCUACAGGAGGAUGACGUCUCUCAUCGUGUUUUGCUUUUCCCUCAUUAUUUAACCUUUCAGGUUUCCUCCGUUUGAGCGCGCUAUUUUCCACAACCUACAAUGUCUGCAUCGGACCGAGCAACUGCACCUCGUUGAACGAAAGAAACCAAGAAUCAGACCCACCUUCAUAACCUUGUGAUGAUUCUCUACCUGAUCCCAUUACUUAACGAGUAAGACCACUUAUUUUGGAAUUGGAUGUGUAGCAGAAAAAGUCAGAUCUGGUGAUAAAUUGCGAUGCUUUUCAGCCAUCAACAAUGAUGCUCUGGUUUGAGAGCGGAGAACUUGCCUAGAAAGGUGGCGGACAUUGUCCAGCUCAACUCAGCGGUUAUGAGGUACCUGUGGUCCUGGUUCUGAAUGCAGCGAAGAGAGACACCUACCCGGGUGUCACCGUCAGCUUUUGAUGCUGCGCCGAAGGAUGGCAUACUCCGACCCGUCGUCGGGCAAAGAUAUACUCGGCAAUAGAUCCCUGUGUUUCAUAUUUAUUUGCGCAUUUGGACUCGUCACGCUUUUGCAACAGAUUCUUUAUGGAAAAAAUUACAUCAAGAGUGCGCAACAGUUUAGCCGAGUCAAAGGGGACGAGACCGGAAAUUGGACCGGCCCCGUUAAUUUCUUCGAUGACGGAUCUCUGAAGCCUGCCAGAAAUGGAAGGAAAAGAUGUUUCCGUCAGAAUAUUCAGCCAGAUUCACAGAUCUCCGUAAUAGUCACACCCUGCCUAGCCGAUAUUAAGAAGAAAAAAAACCACUCUCAAAGGUAUCUGGAAAAUUAUGAUGGCCCUUUUGAAUUCAACUCCACGGCUUGCAGGGAGCUCAGACAGGAGAUUAUGGACGUCAAAGUCCUGACAAUGGUGAAAACCUCAGAGCUGUUUGAAAGAUGGCGAAACCUACAGGUCUGCAGAUGGGAGCAGAACAAGGAGGAGACCAGCAACUUUAAGAUGUCUCUAUCCCGCUGCUGUAAUGCUCCAUCCUUUUUGUUCACCACCAAGAAAAACACUCCUGCAGGAUCCAAGCUGAGGUAUGAGGUGGAUACCAGUGGCAUCCUUCCCAUUACCACAGAGAUCUUCAAGAUGUUCCCAGAUGAUAUGCCGUAUUCCAAAUCCCAGUUCAAAAAAUGUGCCGUCAUUGGAAACGGUGGUAUCAUCAAGAACAGCAAAUGUGGAAAAGAAAUCGAUUCCGCUGAUUUUGUUUUCAGAUGCAACGUGCCACCCAUCAAUGAGAAAUACUCAGUGGAUGUGGGCACCAAAACAGACCUGGUGACCAUAAAUCCAAGCAUUAUUACAGAAAGAUUUCAGAAGCUGGAGAAAUGGCGGCGGCCAUUUUACGAAGUCCUCCAGAACUAUGAGAACUCAUCAGUGGUGCUACCCGCCUUUUACAACACCCGCAACACUGAUGUGUCUUUCCGAGUCAAGUACAUGCUAGACGAUUUUGACUCCCAAAGAGGCGUCUUCUUCUUCCACCCGCAGUAUCUCCUGAACGUGCAGCGUUUCUGGGCGGUGCAGGGCGUUCGGGCAAAACGCCUCAGCAGCGGCCUCAUGCUAGUGACUGCUGCCUUGGAGCUCUGCGAAGAGGUCCACCUCUAUGGUUUCUGGGCGUUUCCCAUGAACCCCGCAGGCAUCUUUAUUACUCACCACUACUAUGACAAUGUGAAGCCAAGGCCUGGCUUCCACGCUAUGCCUCAUGAAAUUUUUAACUUCAUCCACAUGCACACGCGGGGGAUCAUCAGUGUACAUACAGGGCACUGCACAUGAUCUUCUUUCUGGUUUUAAAAUUAAUUAGUUUUGUUUUUGUUAGGAUUAUUCACUUGGCAAUGGGAGUGCACACUUAUUUGCUCUGAUUAGUUCAACAAUAUGGUGAAGAUUGCUCACUUGGACACGUUUCUCUUUUCAAAGAGCCUUUACUGUUGUCAUGUCACUGUGGCGAUCUUUGAGUCUCUGUCUAUAGGAUGCUUGUGUUUAAUGUAAAAAGUGAUCUUCAUAAUAGUGUUUCUGUGAAGUUUUUGAAGUGGCCCCGCUGUACAGAAGUGUUUUCUACUUGACUGCACAGGUAUUGAUGCUGAAAAGGGGAUGCUGUGGGGGUGGCAUCAUGCCCUUAUCUUAACUUUCUCUUGGCCAGUCUGUGGGUGUGGCAGCUUAAUGUUUGUGUGAAACAAGACUAAAUACUAUAGUUUUAAUAAAUGAACAUCAGAAUACACUGCUGUAACAUGUACUUGUCUACUUUUGUAAUCUAUUUCCUAUUACUCUGAUUCACGGUUUGAGUCUUUUCAAACUCUGUUAAAAAGGCCUGUUUUCAUUGGCCUAGUUUCUCCCUCAAAAAAUAUUCCCCAGUAUUUAAGGUGAGACACUGAUGUAUCUUUCUUUUGGUUUGGGGCAAGAACUGUCACAAAACAAAGCAGCAUGCUGCUGCAAAACAACCCAGCUUUCGAUCUUGUCUUAAGCCAUUUUUGCCUUAUAUGAGAUAAAACCCCUUUGGACAAUGUGCCAUGCACCCACGUGUCCUGCUUAUGUACAAUUACCCUAUCACUGAGUGAAAUGUUAGUUUGGCUCUUUAAUUAAAAGACAUUUAAGACCUUCUACGAUGUAAAAAAGGACAUGUCCUUUCUGGCUCAUGUUCUAUCAAAAUUAUCCUCUAUAAACCUCAUUGCCAUGAAAUGCUCUGCAUGAAUUUACUCUAUACUUGGCUUUGUGUGUGCCUGCUUUAAUGAUCACUGGAAUAUGUUUACACUUAAGCCUUUUUACAGUGCAUUGGAAGAUGCUGACAGGACACACAGAAAGUCCAAGUCACCUGUGUAAUAUAGUAAUAACUGAUCAAAUGGUGCAAGAAUGAUGGUGGUUGCUGCCCUUGCUUGUUGUAAUAAAACUCUUUUUCUUUUGGUGUUA